Pelagomonas calceolata is the source of this 4166-nucleotide messenger RNA. NCBI's taxonomy places the organism in Eukaryota, Pelagophyceae, Pelagomonadales, Pelagomonadaceae. The record is from the annotation of a GenBank genome assembly.
GCCGGUGAAAUCUCGGCGGCGUGCCGGCCUGAUGCACCUUGUGGGGCUUCGCCCGCGGCGCGCGAGGACCACCCUAGCCAUCGUUGGACGUCUUUGAACAGGGAGGCUGCCCCCGUGCCCCGCGCGCCGGCGGAACCCCCGAUAUCCGGCCGGCCCCAGCCGGCAGCCGCACGGACCGUGCCCCGGUAUCCGACGGCAGCGGCCGCUAUCCAGCAUGCUGGACCCCGAGCUCGCCUGUCCGCGGGAGGAGGACCGCACGCCGCCCCAGUCGCCCGCGUCGAACCCGCCGCCCACUCCAUCGCUGGAACGUGUGACGCGGCGGGACCUGCUGCGCCUCAAGUUCCAUCAUCGAAGAGCCAUUAGAGUAGUGAACGUCAGACGGGGCGAGAGCGUGUCGUUUCGUGCGCUCAAACAAAGGCUCACGUCGGAUUACGGGUUCGAGCUCGCUCUAGCGUAUCAGGACGCCGACGGGGAUUUGAUCACCCUGGCCUCGCAGAACGACCUGAACGAGUUGCUGGAUGGGUUCUCCUCGACGAAUUCCCAGAACGUGCGCGUCAUGAAGCUCGAAGAAGAUAGGGUCUACGAGGACGACUUUGAGAGACCUGAGAGAGGUCGAGUGUCGCCGCUGACGGAUGCUCGAUCAGCAGCUCUGGAAGACGAGGACGACGUGGUUACGGCUUCCAGAGAUGUUUCGCCGCCUCCCACGUCGCCCGUGACUCCCCGAAGAUUGCACGCUCUGAUUUCUUCACCGACGCCGCAUGCGCGCGAGCGCGUGCUGGAUCCCCUGCGGGCGCCGGCGUCGCCCCUACCGCCGCAGACCGAAGCGGAGACGCAAGUGACGCCCCGAAGACACGUGUCACCGAUCAAGGAACGGCGAUUGGACCCGCUGGAGCAGCGGCCUCGAGCGACCUCGAUCGUCGACGACGGCUCGUUGGCCGAGUCGUUGUCCGACGACAACCAGCCUCCCGACUUAAGGCCCAGAAGUGCGAAGGUGGCCCCGCAACCCACGGAGCGACGGAUACGGUGGCAGCGCGGCGAGCUCGUCGGCAAGGGCGCUUUUGGGACUGUGUAUCUGGGUCUGAACUUAGACACGGGCGAGCUGAUGGCCGUGAAGAUGCUCGAGGCUGAAGAAGUGAGUUCUCGAGAACGGCACGCGUUGGAGAACGAGGUCCGCACUUUGAAGAACCUCGGCCAUCCCAACAUUGUGCGGUAUCUCGGUGUCGAUUCGCGGUCGGACACGCUAGCCAUCUUCCUGGAGUACGUCUCGGGCGGCUCCCUCCGUUCAUUAUUAGAUAGGUUCGGGAGGUUAGAAGAACGCGUUGUCAGGUUGUACGCUAGACAGAUCCUGCUGGGACUCGAGUACCUGCACGCGAACGGCAUCGCGCAUCGAGAUGUGAAAGCGGCCAACGCCCUCCUGUCGCAAGAUGGGAUCGUAAAGCUCGCCGACUUUGGGGCGUCGAAGCGCACAAGGGAGGUCUCGGGCAGCACUUUACAUGCCACAGGAGGCCACGCGAAGGGCACGCCGCUCUGGAUGGCUCCAGAAGUCAUCAAGUCGACGGGCCCCCAGAACUCCUGGCGCAAGGCCGACGUCUGGUCCGUCGGCUGCACCAUCAUCGAGAUGGCGACGGGCCGGCCGCCCUGGUCCCAAUACAGCAACCCCGUCACGGCGAUGUACCACAUCGCCUGCGUCGAAGAAUUGCCGGAGAUGCCUUCCUCACUGGGUACUGCCGGCCACGACUUUCUGGUCUUGUGCUUUGAUCGGGAUCCGAAACUGCGGCCGGAGGUCUCCGCCUUACUGUUGCAGCGGUUCGUCGCGGCGGCGCCGCGGCCGUUGUUGAACCAGUUCGUGACGUCGCCGCGCGAGAAUGUUUUGAGGCCGUCGACGGCGUCGGCCACGGAGGGUCUGGACGCGAUGCGCCGGAGCCACUCGUUGCGGGUCGUGACGGACGCGACCGUCUUUGAACGAAGACUCGUCGCGUCCGACGACGAAGACGUCUCGCCGGCAAAAGUUUUGAGGAGGCAGCGCGACGAGCAGCGGCCGCCACCAGAUCAGAUGCGGUCUCCCUCAACUCUAAGACGGCGCGGCCCGUCGUCCGAAGAUUUGAAACCCAUGGCGUCUCCACAAAAGCGCCUGCCGCCGACGGCGGCGGAGACUUAUCGGGAGGAGAAGAACCAGCGGGGCCCGCGGACCAUGCUCAAGCAGCGCCGCGUGCAGAUCAGCGCGCCGGGCGACCCGCCGUUACGACGCGACGACUUGGAUGGGGAGCUGCGGCAGCUGCAGCGGCGCGAGAAGGAUUUGCGAAGUUCGCCGGACCCGCGGUCGCCGCGGCCGCCGCGGGACCCGAGGCCGCGGGCCGAUAGUCUCCAGGUGCCGUUGUUCGACGAACCGCGCGGCGGCGUGCGGCGCAUGUCGCCGCGCGUUUUAGAUGAUGACGUCGCGCGGCCGACGGACGACGUCGUCGGCGCGCACGACGCUGAAAUUGCAAGGCGCACGCUCCGCACCGCUAUCGGUGGAGAGGACGCGGCGUCGCCGCGGCGGGGCCCGCAGCGCCAGGUGCCGCGCCUGGAGGACGACGGCCCCCCGCAGUUCACGGCCACGCCGCCGCGGGGCCGCAUCCCGCCGCUCGAGGCCAAUCAAACGCCGAAGGCGGCCUCGCCGGAGCCAAGGCGCGUGAACGACGCGUCGCCGGAGCCGCGCGCCAAGGAAGCAUUAAGACGGGCGGCGGCGCUCCACGGCAUGCCGAGCGCCGAGCGCCGAUUGCAUGAUGCGGCCGCCAUCCAGAGCGAGUUCCUCGACACGAUGAAGGACCGCGCCUACGACCCGGCGAUUAUCGGGAAGCGGCCCGAGCAGCGCCGGCCGGCGACGGAGGGCGAUUCACUAAGGGGGCGCGAGGUGCCGCGGCCGCCUCUCCUCGAAUGUUCGUCCGACGACGACCUGGAGUCAGUACCACCACCAGCGCCGGAGGUCAAGGAAGACUUGGUGCAUCGCGGCGCGCCCAUUACCUGUUUAGCCGCCGCUCCGUCGGGCGGGUUGCUCGCGUGUGCGUCCAACGAUGGUAGAGUGGUUGUCGUGGACCAUCGCGACGAGGACUGUAAGAUCGCCGCAACUUUACGACCGGCCCUCGACUCGCUGAAGAGCGCUCGCUCUCCACAUUCUCGGAUUAGAUCAAGGACGGCGCCGGCCGGGGUCCUAGAUAGGGCGGCGCUCGCCGACGCGACGCCGUCCGUGGCGACGUGCGUGCUCACGACGAACGGCGCGCGCUGCGUCACGGGGAGCGACGACGGCGUCGGGCGGGUCUGGUGCGUCGAGACGGAGUGUUUGCUGCACGCGUUGGAAGGUCAUGACGGGCGCGUGACGAAGGUCCAGGUGCUGGGCGGGCCCGAGUCGCGAGACCAAAGAAGAGGCACGCCCUGGGCGGGUUGUGUGGUUACCGCUUCUUCCGAUCAUACGGUGCGACUCUGGGACGUGCGGUUGCGACGGCCGCAGACCAUGGUUCUACGGGGCCACGCCGACGCGGUCAACGCGUUAUGCGUGGACCAGGACCACGUCGUCUGGUCUGCUUCGAGAGAUACGUCCAUCAGGGCCUGGGACUUGAGAUGUGGAAGACAAAAAUAUGCGAUGACGCAGCACUUCGGGGCGGUGACUACUCUCGUGCAGGACCCCUCGCUGGACAACGCCAAGGGCGGCGUCUUAUCUGGCGCUCGAGAUACGACGGUCCAUGUGUGGGCUCGAACGUCGGGAGCCUGCAUGCGCGCCUUACGCUCCCAAAGAGGCUUCGUCCAAGCGUUAGCCGUCAUCCCGAAGCCGCGCUCCGCUCAAACGCCGACGCAGCCCGGGAGUACGUUAGCCUGCGGCGCGACGAACGGCAAGGUUAGGUUGUGGGACCACCACCGCGGGAAACAAUUGAGAGCGUGGGAGGCGCACGCCCUGGCCGUCACGGCCGUCGCCUUCACUUCAUCAAAAGGCAGCGGGCUCCUCGUCACGGGCGGCGCCGACGGCCUCGUCAAGGCCUGGGACGCGCGGACGGGCGCCUGCCGCGCGCGGUGCCUCGCGAACCACUCAUCCUCCGUCGUGGCGCUGGCCGUCGUCGACGACGGAAAGGUCUUUUCGGCGGCCAAGGACGGGUGUCUGAGGUUGGCGGAGUUGUAAGAAGAUUGCUUUGUUA